This is a messenger RNA of Melospiza melodia melodia, 1237 nucleotides long. RefSeq names its product family with sequence similarity 181 member A (gene FAM181A). Bases 242 to 1111 code for a protein of 289 amino acids. Lineage: Eukaryota; Metazoa; Chordata; Aves; Passeriformes; Passerellidae. The transcript has 2 exons. The record is from RefSeq and is a predicted model, not a curated record.
CUAAACUACAUCCAAACACUGGCGGGCCCCGGCUGCCUCCGCCGAGGUUGGCGGUGUGUAACCUGCCUAACGAGAUUAGCGGGGAAGGGGCUCUCUCUCUCUCUCCCUCUCUCUCCUCUGCAGCGACGCUGCCGCCAACACCGGUGAGAAAAGCAUCUGUCGCUCGCCGGGUUUGCCGUGGUUUGUCUGAAGAAGGAUUAUAAACUUUUCAUGGGAAACUCUGCGCGGUGCAUUCAGUGAGAUGGCAUCGGACAGCGAGGUAAAAACUCUACUGAACUUCGUUAACCUGGCUUCGAGCGACAUCAAAGCGGCUCUGGAUAAAUCGGCUCCUUGUCGCCGAUCAGUUGACCACAGAAAGUAUUUGCAAAAGCAGCUCAAGCGGUUUUCUCAGAAGUACUCACGGAUCCCACGGUGUCACCCCAGCAAAGCCCCUGAGUGCGGCUGGCGCAGGGGGGCAGAGGACCGGGCCCGCGGCCCCCUGCCCGAGGCACCUGAGCCCAGCCCGCACGGCGGGGCUGCCGCCGACAAGGUGAUGCAGACAGCCGAGGCAGAGGAGGGCAUCACCGGGGAACGGGUUUUGCAGGAACAAAAACCCGAGGCUGCCCGACCCGACCAGGUGCCCAUGAGGAAGCGACAGCUCCCCGCCUCCUUCUGGGAAGAGCCACGGCCGGCCCAGAGCCUGACGGCCAGAGCCUUUGCUGCCAGCCCUGAGGGGCUGCAAGCCCCCAGAGACCCUCCUCCCUAUGAGGGGAAGAAAAGCAAACGGAGCCCAGACGCUGCUGGCCCGGAGAGUCCCCCUGACACUGCGCCACAUGCCGGGGACAAGGACCCCGCCGGGGCCCUCUCGGGCCGAGUGGGUGCUUGGACCUGCUGCCCCUUCCCCUGCCCCGGGCCAGGCGUGUACCAGCCCCCGGGAGCGCUGCCCCCGUCGCCCUUCCCGGGGCUGGGGCUGUGGAGGAAGAGCUCGGCCACGCUGCCGGCAGAGGUGCCGCCCUUCUGCAAGGAGGCCGAUGGCCCGAGGCAGAAACUCUACAGGCCCAUGGUUCUGAAACCCAUCCCCACCAAGCCCGCCAUCCCCCCUCCCAUCUUCAAUGUUUUUGGCUACCUUUAGCGGGGCGGGAGUCGGAGUCAUGCCGAACACGACAGCUCCCGAGGGGGGUUCGGAACGCACGGCCUGCCUCCGGGCAUGAGCUGCUGGCAGCGCCGAGCCGCAGGGGAAGGAGGCCGGCCAUCGCAC